Sugiyamaella lignohabitans is the source of this 2406-nucleotide messenger RNA. It is a transcript of the gene PTR3, whose product is annotated as Ptr3p. The coding region runs from base 1 to 2406 and encodes 801 amino acids. The transcript has a single exon. NCBI's taxonomy places the organism in Eukaryota, Fungi, Ascomycota, Dipodascomycetes, Dipodascales, Trichomonascaceae. The record is from RefSeq and is a predicted model, not a curated record. Gene Ontology annotation, molecular function: protein binding.
AUGUUGGCCAGUGUUUCAACGAGUGCGAAUUAUUCAGUACUCAAGGGUAAAGAAAGGAUCAAUCCCGCUGCUAGCAAUAAGAAUACUGUGACAAGUUGGUCUGAUUUCUUAUAUUCUCUGGAAAAGCUCGUAACUCACCCGGAGUAUGUGGUUCUAUCUUGUGGAUGUGUACUUCCAGAAGAUGAUGACGGGCUUCAAGGAUUUCCAUGGAAAUCGAAAUCAGACUCUAGUCAAAGAAAUGCAACUCGAACUGAUAGUAACCUGAAUACCAUUUGUCCCAUAUGUGCGACGCCUGAUGUCCAGAUAUUGAACCGAGUUCCCAUAUUACACGACAUCUACCAGGUUAUAGCGAAUAACAAGAGAGCACUUGGUCUAGGAUCUUCAUCAGCGUCAAGUCCUAAUAAUGCUUCUAAUAGGCGAUCGUCUAGUACCACCACAACACAAUCACUACCACAAAAGGCGUAUACGGAGACGAAUAAUUCGAAUGUGGAAAUUGCCAGUUCCAGUCCGAGCCAGAAGAGAGGACUGAUAGAAUUAUUACGAGAGGCUGCUAGAACCGCGGCCGCUAACGAAGUUGGUAUUAUUCCAGGAAAAGAUAAUCUAAUAGCAAAGCCUGUUACUGCUGAUUCAAAUGUCACAACAAGUAUUGGCGGGUUUGGACCUACAAGUUCUACCUUGACAACGACUAAUGGCAGUUCAAAUAUGAGCACAUCGGCAACUGCUGGUGACAGUAUAAAGUUCGAUGUAGGCGAGUGGAUGUCCAAUAUAGCUUCAGAUCAGCAAUCACAACAUACACAGCUGUCAGAAGUUUCAGACCUAUCGCAGAGAUCUCAACUAUCACAACUUUCGCAACCCUCACAGACAUCCCAUCAGUCCCAAACUUCUCAGUUAUCACAAGCAUCAAAAUUAUCGCAGACUUCUUUCCACUCACAAUCACCUCAACCAGGGUCACAGCCGACCACAAUGCCUCCUCCCUCACAACCAACUAGUAUACCUGCGCCACAACAGUCACAAGCAAAUUUGUCACGAUCUCCUAAUUUCUCCUCAACAUCACCUUUGUCCCAGCAACAAAUACUUCAUAAUCACCAAAAACUAAUGCCGUCACAACCUCUAUUUUCACAAGCUGAGCUUGAACUUCGCGAAUUCAACUUUUCAAAGUCGUUCCCAAUAUACCGAAAACAGUUUGUUCACCCGACCCAACCUAGGAAUUUUUUAAGAUCCAACAAAAACUCACUGGCUUCAGCCAUCUCACCUGACAUUAGUCAUAUUAUGUUUGCAUCCAAAGGAAAGUGCUUAUUUUACACUCUUCCUCAAGAUUUUAAUGACCCCCCUAUUCUUCAACACACACUAAUCUUAGAAAACUCCGACAGUUCAGACAGCGCCAGUAUCCGUUCUAACAAGACAUCUUCUUCGUCACAAGUCACUGAUUGGGACAAACCUAUGGUGUCCAUGACUAAUAAUCUCGCGGUUGUUGCUAGUCAGAGUGGCAUUCUAAAGGUGAUACGUUUGGAGCCAGGAUACUCUGAAGUUUACUCUUAUCAAUCAUCAUUUGGAAUCCACUGCAUGACUAUAUCCCCUCGUGGAGACUUGAUUGCUUACGCCAUUGUCGGCAGAGACAAAAUUUCCGGAGGCAGUCAACCUAUGAUUGUACUACACCGACUGGGAAGAAGUUCGCUUUCAAGUUCACACAGCUCGUACUUAUCCAAUGCUGAUUCAAUCAGCUGGAACGAAGAUAAUGUCAAUAUAGUGACACUUACGAUUCCUUACCGAGACCCAAUCGCCACUUUAUCAUUUUCAAGCGAUGCGUGCUAUUUGUCGUGCAGUACGUGCACAGAAUCUCGAUUUAUGGUCAUCUCAGUGAUGAAUCCUCAAGAGCCAAGGUUGGUAAUGAAGUCUUCACGUCGUGCAGAUGUGGGUCCAGAGUACGAGGGAAUCACCAGUGUAAGAUUCUUUCCUAGUAAUAGUAGAUAUCUUGCAGUGACGUCAGUGGCUUCUUCAGCACCACCCAUUAUCCUAGAUUCGAAAGUGUCUACUUCUACAAGAUCCAUGUCUUCUGGUGCAUCAUCCGGGUUGUCUCAUCCAUCUGUAAUGAUGAGGGUGGACAAGGUUGGUUCUUCAAUCCAUAAAGCAGAAAUAUCCCCCAGAGGAGAUGCCGUAGCCUUCCUGGACAAGAACGGUCUUGUUUCAGUCAUGUAUUCAAAGGGAAUGGUUUCUGAGUUGAAGCGUAUUACAAUAGUAGAUGAAGUUGCAACUGCACAGACUCUCAAAGAAGCUGCUGCUAUGCAAUUCUCUCCUAAUGGCCAUGUUUUAGUAAUAGCUGAUCGCAAAGGAAAUGUUCAUAUUGAAGAUUUCGGUGCUGCUCUUCCCCACCAAGCUGGAAUGGGAAAAUGUAGAAUACUUUCUUAG